Brassicogethes aeneus is the source of this 1455-nucleotide messenger RNA. The record is from the annotation of a GenBank genome assembly. NCBI's taxonomy places the organism in Eukaryota, Metazoa, Arthropoda, Insecta, Coleoptera, Nitidulidae.
AUGGCUGUGGACCCGUGGUUUCAAAAUUGGCAUCCACCAGCAGGUCUGGUGAACACUCCACCGUUUAAUCCAUUUUUAUCAUCUUUUGAAUCAAAGAAAACCUAUCAAAAUAAGUCAAGUAUCCAUGAUUUAAAACAUCUAUCUGCAAGAGGACCAGAUAACAUACUACCAUACCUACUAACACUAAGCCUGGUAAAACACCGUCCUAGGUAUGAAAGAUACGACAGAAAACCACUGGAAAUAUCAGGACCAUUUAAAACUUGGUAUCAUUGGAACGUACUGGACUUUGACUACACCCUUGAUGAAAGGGCAGAAGCCAUAGCUUUCGAGGAGUUUAUACCGGAAAAUAAUUUACCAUUAGGUGUUGAGAUUUACAAGGAUAGAAUAUUUAUAUCUAUGCCUAAAUGGAAACCUGGAGUUCCUGUUACUUUGGCUGUAUUGCCUAGAAUACCUAGGGAGGCUUCUCCCAAAUUAAAGCCUUAUCCGAACUGGAAAUGGCAUAAACACGAUACUUGUGAUGGAAUCGUGUCUGUGUUUAGAGUCCAAGCAGACUCCUGUGGAAGACUAUGGGUUUUAGACUCUGGACUAGUUGAAGUAACCAUAGAACCAAAACAAAUAUGCCCCCCAAAAGUAUUAGUUUUUGAUCUUAACACAGACAAAUUAAUUUAUAAAUACGUUUUCCCACCUGAGUUUAUUAAACAAGACUCCCUAUACUCCAAUAUUUUGGUAGAUAUAAGGGGAAAUAAAUGUGAAAAUGCUCACGUUUAUUUAGCUGACGUAUGGAGGUUUGGUUUGGUUGUAUUUAGUUGGGAGAAAAAACGCGCUUGGAGGGUUACAGACCACUUAUUUUUCCCAGAUCCUUUAGCAGCUAGGUAUACGUUGCACGAUCUUGAAUUUGACUGGACUGAUGGUAUAUUUGGUUUAGCUUUAAGUCCAUAUGAUACAAAUAAAGAUGAUAGGUUGCUCUAUUUUCAUCCUAUGUCGAGUUUUAGAGAGUUCUAUGUUAAAACGUCAGUGAUCUGCAAUGAAACUGGUUGGAUGGAUGUUAAGAAUGCCUUUAAAGUCAUGGGACAAUCUCGUGGACCUUCAGGUCAUGUUUCAACUUCUGCAGUUGACAGGAAUGGUAUAAUGUUCUUUAAUAUGGUUACAAGAGAUACUGUAGGGUGCUGGGAUACAAGAAAACCAUACAAAAGACAAAAUUUGGGCAUCGUAGAUCAAAACCCCGAAACUUUAUUAUUUCCUAACGAUCUCAAAAUCGACCAAGAUCAUAGACAGAGCGUUUGGGUUAUUAGCAAUGGUUUGCCAUAUUAUUUGUACAGAGGGUUGGACACAAAUAAAAUUAAUUUUCGGGUUAUGUCAGCAUACGUAGAUGAAGCCAUUAAUGGCACAAUAUGUGACCCCAAUAUAUCAUAUCCUUCAGUUUUUAUUGAGCAUUCGGGUGAUGAUUGUUAUUAA